GUCUGCCGAGCGAGUCAGUGUGCCUCUAGCAGCCAGCGAGGUAGGACGUACGAAUCUUCUCUGAGUGUACAAGUGAUCAUUCUUUAAAAUCAAUAAAAAUGGAGGGUUUCAAGCACAUUCCCGUGAAGCUUGGAGACUUCAGCGUCAUCGACCAGGAAUUUAACUCCAUUCGUGAAAGAUUCGAUUCAGAAAUGAAGAAAAUGGAAGAUGAGAUGACACGCUUCCGAAAUGAAUUGAUGAAUAGGGAGUCAUCUCUUUUCCAGCGCUCCUUGUUGACGUCAUCCAGGGCGGAGACAAUCAGCAACAGUUCGCGGCGGUUUGAGACUCGGGUCACUGAUAAGGACGGGAAUACUGUGACCACCAAGGACUCCGAAUCCAGCACCUCCAGCCAACAGGAUCAAGCUAGUUCCAACCAGGGCACUGGGUCUUGGCUGGAAGGGAUGAACUCCCCUCUUAUCCAGCAAGAUGGUGAUUGUAAGCAGCUCAAGCUCCGGUUUGAUGUCAGCCAGUACAAGCCAGAGGAAAUUGUUGUAAAGACUGUUGAUAAUAAACUUUUGGUCCAUGCCAAACAUGAAGAGAAAACUGAUAGUCGAUCUGUAUACCGUGAAUACAAUCGAGAGUUCCUGCUCCCCAAGGGCACAAAUCCAGAACUCAUCAAAUCUUCCCUUUCAAAAGAUGGAGUGUUGACUGUGGAAUCACCCCUCCCAUCCAUUGUUGGAAGUGAUGAAAAAGUCAUUCCCAUUGCACAAAACUAAAAGUACAUACAAAUUUCUUGAUGCCUUAGACAAAGAUUGAAUCCACAGCAGUAUCUUGGCUUGGUGGACAAGAUAUUCAGUCAUGUGUAUCAGUAAGGAUUAUUUGUUGAAUACCAAAUUGUUUUUCUUUCAGUUUCCUGGUGAUACGUGAGCUAUCAUACAUUUGGAUAGUGCAUAGAGGUACAAGCUGUUGACAGCUCUUUUCUUUGAGAGUAUACUGUAGUCUGUAAUGCUUUUAUUACUUUUUUUUUAAAUUUAGUUGUAGUGACUGCCAUUAAUGUUAGACAAUAAGGUUAGUUUUAUUUCAACCUUUAAGAGAGAUUGUAAUGGAUUUUUAAAAUUUAAAAUGAAAAUAAAUUGAAAGGCAGAUUCUUUAUCUCAUCACCUUUGAUAUGCACUAAAGUAUCAGAUAAUAACAGUAACUUUAAUAUGGAUUCUUGUAAAUCACAGUUGCAGAAAGUUACUGUUGUAGAAUCACAGCUGAUAUAAGAGUCAUAAAUAUACAGUAUUGUACAGUAUGUUGUUCUGGAUAGCUAAUCCUUGGCUGCGUAGUAGGAGAACACAUUUGAAGAAUUAUUAAUCACUUAAGGCACAAAUAAAAUUAAUUUUAUACUACCAUAUUAUUAAUUUUGAAAUUAAAUUAUGAUUUGAGGCAUUGAUUUCUUUUAUUAUUAAGAAGACUUACAAUGUAUAACUUACAGAAAUAAAGAUAUAGUAUCUG
This is a messenger RNA of Homarus americanus (American lobster), 1476 nucleotides long. Its product is annotated as heat shock protein beta-1-like. Gene Ontology annotation, biological process: response to heat; protein refolding. Gene Ontology annotation, molecular function: protein folding chaperone. The coding region runs from base 99 to 755 and encodes 218 amino acids. The transcript has 4 exons. The record is from RefSeq and is a predicted model, not a curated record. NCBI's taxonomy places the organism in Eukaryota, Metazoa, Arthropoda, Malacostraca, Decapoda, Nephropidae.